UUAUGGCCAGCUCUGCCAUUUGAUUGGCUCGUGCCCUUGUCCUGCUGCGGAGGUAUCUCUAAUCAUAUUCAGCGUGUUUGCACAAGAAAUGUCAGCCUGAGCGGGAUAUCUUCUGCUUUCGCCAAAUUACCCCACAACAAUGUCAUGCUCAGACAGCCCGGCAGCUAACUCCUUUUUAGUAGAUUCUCUGAUCAGCGUGGGUCGUGGUGGGGACGGAACUUAUUACCCCAACAACAGCCUAUACCUGCCGCCUGCGUCUGAUCUGUCUUACGGCAUCCAGAAUUGUGGACUUUUCCCAUCUUUGAGCAAACGAAGCGAGAACAACCCUCAGAGUAUGAUCCUGACUUCUCAUCCCUAUAUGAGCGGGAUGGAAGUUUGGUCAGAUCCUCCUAGAUCUUGUCGUAUGGAGCAACCUGCAGCCCAGCAAGUAGCAGCGUGUUCCUUUCCCCAGAAUAUCAAAGAAGAAAAUGCAUAUUGCUUAUAUGAUUCUGAGAAAUGCCCCAAAAGCGCAACUGCUACAGAUCUCUCCACAUUCCCAAGACUGACAUCAGAAUCGUGCUCCAUUAGUGACAGUACUAAUAGCGGCGGGGUUCCUGUCCCCGGCUACUUCCGCCUGUCCCAAGCCUAUCCGACAUCCAAACAGACACUUUAUAGCAACACUGGGCAGGCUGGGGCCUCUUCAUUCGUGCCCCAGUCACAGAUCCGUUUCGGAACCCCCCCUUCUUCAGCUUCGACCCCGAGUGAGUUGGGGAGAAAAGGAAGUGAAGGGACAUCCCCCGGUCAUUUAACCUGCGGUUCGGAGAGGGAAGAAGCAGAGGUUCAAGCUUCUUCAGCUAAUGAGGAAACAUCUCCUGAACCUUCAGAGAACAGCAAAAACUCUCCUGUGAAGGAAACAAAAGGGGAAGUAAAAUCUGAAAAUGCGGCCAACUGGCUAACUGCAAAGAGUGGCAGGAAAAAACGAUGCCCUUACACCAAACACCAGACCCUGGAGCUGGAAAAAGAGUUUCUCUUCAAUAUGUACCUGACUCGAGAGCGUCGCCUAGAGAUUAGCCGCAGUGUCCACCUGACUGACAGGCAGGUCAAAAUCUGGUUUCAAAAUCGCAGGAUGAAACUCAAGAAAAUGAAUCGUGAGAACAGGAUCCGGGAGCUAACAGCUAACUUCAGCUUUUCAUGAUAAACAAAAACACUGGUUUACAGAUUCCAGCGGGACAUUGGGAAGUUGUGCUAUUAUUACCGAGAGACUAAAAACUUUUCCACUUACCUCUGACUUUUCAGCUUCAUGCUGGUUGUAGAUAUUUACAAUCUACGUGUUUUGUUUUUAGUUGUGGCGGUAAUCUGUUUUGUCGCUAUACUACUAAUGAUGAUGAUAAUAGUAAGGAAGCAUUGCCAUUGAUAAGCAAGGCAUGUACAACAGUUAUCAGCCUGUACGAUAAUUUUCCAGACAAUAGUGGGGAAACACAUGUCAACAAUAUUUUAAUUGUGUGUUAGUGGCCAAUUAUCAGCUAAGUGCAUCAAACCUUGUAACGUUUAAAUGCAGAUACCCAUUCUGUUAAAAUUAGUUUCAAAAAGUAAAUGCCGUAUACGGACACGUUAUUAGAACUUAAAUGUGAUUAUUCUGUAAAGUGUGUUGUUACAUAAUGAUAUCACAUGCCUUGAGAGACCGGAUGCAUCCGAGCACAUUCAAACAUGUGGAUUAUUGUUGCAAACAUAAAAAGGUAGCAAUGUCGGGUAUUGAACCCAUUACUGUCAAUUCACCUUGAAAGCAAAGCAAGCGAAGGGAAAUAUAAUUGAUAUGUUUUGUUUUGGUGGUAUGAAAAGAGGAGCUACUUAUACUACAGGACUCAGAAUAUGCUAUCAGUCCUUUGCUGCUGCACUGUGUAUGUUAAAAAGAGACCUUGUGUUUUCAUGAAAGAUGAAUAAAAACAUUUCGUCGGA
Callorhinchus milii (elephant shark) is the source of this 1935-nucleotide messenger RNA. It is a transcript of the gene hoxa10b, whose product is annotated as homeobox A10b. Bases 140 to 1174 code for a protein of 344 amino acids. Gene Ontology annotation, cellular component: nucleus. Gene Ontology annotation, molecular function: RNA polymerase II cis-regulatory region sequence-specific DNA binding; DNA-binding transcription factor activity, RNA polymerase II-specific. The transcript is spliced from 2 exons. The record is from RefSeq and is a predicted model, not a curated record. Gene Ontology annotation, biological process: regulation of transcription by RNA polymerase II. Lineage: Eukaryota; Metazoa; Chordata; Chondrichthyes; Chimaeriformes; Callorhinchidae.